AUGUCCGCAGCCCACGCACGUCAACUCCCAAUCCAAUCUGCGCAUGGUUUGCCUUCUUCUCCAAGUCCGACCCCGGUCCUCCCGCCCGAACGCACUUACCUUACUCUUAUUCUCCUCCUCCGCGGUCACUCUACGCCCAUACCCCACCCCACUCUUAUCACCCAUUCUACCACGCCGCGACCCAUGAUCCUUCCGGAGAAAUCCCUCUCCCUUUCAGCGAUUCCAAAUGGCGCGCCAGACAGCCUCAUGGCCGCCUCGCCUACUUCACUUCGUGGCGCUCAUCACGCAACUCCUCCCCAUCUCUUCUUUCUCUCACCUUCUGUGACCACUAUCGGUGCAAUCACUUCUAUAUCCAGGGUGCGUUUAUCUUUCACUAUGGCCUUUCACUCGCCGCCCCUCUCCUCCGAUGUGGCGGUGUCUAGGCCCACAUGCCCACAAUCAGUCAAGGAACCCAGCCCCUACGGGAUAUGUUUUGAUGCGCCUUUGUGGGGUCACCCAAUAGAAGCCUUGAGCGCCCAGGGACCCCGCCAGGAAUCAGACGUCGGCAUCAGUAAGCACGCCAUUAUCAACAAGGCGCUUUCUUCCCGCUUUCAUUGGCUGAACAGCUCGUUGCAAUCACACGUCUGGGAAUGUACAAUGACGGCCUCAAGGCCAACAUUCACCGUGUACAUCACCAUAUCAUUUAGCGAACCGAAAAGACUCUCUGCGCCUCCAUCCUUGGUUGUACUAUAA
Molecule: messenger RNA, 732 nt
Organism: Pleurotus ostreatus (oyster mushroom)
Lineage: Eukaryota; Fungi; Basidiomycota; Agaricomycetes; Agaricales; Pleurotaceae
Exons: 1
Coding region: 1-732 (243 amino acids)
Source: RefSeq, a predicted model, not a curated record